Messenger RNA from Naegleria gruberi, 1875 nucleotides. RefSeq lists its product as uncharacterized. Bases 1 to 1875 code for a protein of 624 amino acids. The record is from RefSeq and is a predicted model, not a curated record. The transcript has a single exon. Lineage: Eukaryota; Heterolobosea; Eutetramitea; Acrasida; Naegleriidae.
AUGUUGCAAUCAUUCAAGUUUGCAACUCCAUUCAACUAUGAAUUGGCAGUCCAAUUCGUCCAUAUGAAUAACAUAAAGGAUGAUUUAUUAGAAGCUCUAGAACUUCAAUUCAAAUAUGGUGACACUAAUUAUCCAUGGGCUGUCUCUUUUUCAAGAUCAAAUGUCGAUCAAAUCAGAUUGGAAUUUAAACAGAUUAAGCUUUCUAGGGAAGGAGCUGCUUUGAUGUAUUUGAGUCGAUUGUUUGAGAUGAAACCGUUUUGGUGGAAUGCAACUUCGAUGAGUCAAUUGGAACAGUUGAAUAAUAUUGUUGACCAAGUUUCAAAAUCAAUGAAAAGUGAAAUGAUUAAAAUUGUAGAGAGUGGAUUAAUGAACUCUGAAAAGCCAUCACUGAUUCAAAAUCAAACAACUCAAACAUUGCCAAUUAUUCAAACUAAAUCUGAAUUGGAAUUAAAGAAAAUUCAAGAUCCUCCCAGAUCAAUUGGAAUCGGAGAGGUUCAUGUAAAAAGAAUAGAACCUCAUUCUCAAAUAAUUUACACCAAUGAUCCAGUGAAUUUUAUUGUCGAAACAGAUUUGAACGUGAAGGAAAGUGAUUUAAUUAUUCGAGUUCGUGGUGUUGAUAUGCAUAAUGAAACAUUUGAAAAGAAAUCUAAUUUGGUAUUGCAAUCAAGCUUACAAAGAAGGAAGCAAUGGAACAGAUCUUUCUGUAUCAAAAACGAAGGAUUAUACGAAUUUUCUUUAGAAUACAUGGGAACCAUUCUAUUAAAGGAAGUCAAGACAUUUAACCAUAGAGAACUAUCUUUAGCUAAUAGUAUUUCCAAAUCAAACUGGAAUAAGAGAUGUAUAGCUGGAAAAGACUGCUCAGUUAUCAUCCCCUGUGUUAAUAUUAACAAUUCACAUCAAGUCAAGCAGUUUAAGGCGGAGGAUAUUAAGGCAAUUGUGAGAUGUGGAAAUUCUGAAUGGAAUUGUAAGGUCUCAGUUAUGGAUAAUAAUCUUGUUAUUGACUUUAAAUGUCAGUUUGUGGGGGAAGCAGUGCUUCAGCUCAAGUUUGGAGAUCAACAAAAAACUGUUGAAUUUACUGCUGAUUGUCAGGAUGUCAACUGGUCCAAGAUGGCCCUUAUUAACUCAGAGAAUGUGCAAAUUCAAGAUUCUAAAUGGGUUUUACGUGAGAAGACUCUUACCUAUUUGGAAUUUAAAAUAUGCGACAUUUAUGAUGAGAAUGUUGAAUUCCUUGACUUGACAUCUGUCAGAGCAGUUCUACAACAUUUUGCCAGUAGCUCUAUGGAAUGCAUGGUGGAAUUCAUCCCUGAACGAUCAGUCAUUAAGGUUUCCUUCACGACACCAUCCACCAUUGGUCAAUCAGUCCUAUCAAUAAUGAAUUCAAGAACUCCUUCAACCUCCCAAAAAUAUACUAUUGAGAUAAUCAGAGAAAGAACCUUUCAAGUUGCAAUUUCAGAUAGAAAGGAAGGAAUCUCUGGCAAUUUCAAGAAGAAACUCAAAGAAAAGGCCAAUCAACAAUUCCUCAAUCUCAAUAUUCAAUCAUUGCAAGAAAUUCAAAAGCCAGAUGUCGUCCUUCGAUUCAUUUAUCAUAAUGGACCACCAACAUGGUCUGAUUUCAAGGUAACACUCUCAGAUGAGAACAAAAAUUAUGGAGGAGCAUCUGUUAUCAUGGUUUUGGCAACUCUCAAUAAGACCUAUUGGAAAAAGGACUCACCAGAUGAUUCGUUUCCUUCAGGUGUAAAUCUCUAUCAAUCGGAUAUAUCUAUUAGAGAGAGAGGUGUUGUGUGGUUAUAUUAUGAUUAUAAUUGUUCAAUUGAUGCUAUUGAAAAUGAGUCAGAGAUUGAAAAUCUGUUAAAACUCAUUAAAAAAGUAAAAUAA